Molecule: messenger RNA, 1693 nt
Organism: Papaver somniferum (opium poppy)
Lineage: Eukaryota; Viridiplantae; Streptophyta; Magnoliopsida; Ranunculales; Papaveraceae
Product: dolichyl-diphosphooligosaccharide--protein glycosyltransferase 48 kDa subunit-like
Exons: 13
Coding region: 65-1375 (436 amino acids)
Cellular component (GO): endoplasmic reticulum membrane; oligosaccharyltransferase complex
Source: RefSeq, a predicted model, not a curated record
AUUUACUAUAUCGAUCUUCUUCAUUUUCUGUGUGAGUUUGGAUCCAGAAACCAAAACCCUAAAAAUGGCGAAAAAUCUCGUCAUAUUUUUAACCCUAAUUUCGUUUCUUCCAUUGUUGUGUAACUCAUUCUCUUCUGAGAACCCUAGUGAUCGGAAAAUUCUGGUGUUAGUAGAUGAUCUAGGUAUCAAAUCUUCGCAUUCGAUCUUCUUCAAAUCUCUUCAAACACGUGGAUUUGAACUUGAUUUUAAGCUUGCUGAGGAUCCUAAGCUUACUCUCAAGAGAUAUGGGAAGUAUCUGUAUGAUGGAUUAUUACUUUUCUCUCCAUCAACUAAGCGUUUGGGAGGAUCUUUGGAUUCAGCUGCUGUAUUGGAAUUUGUUGAUGCUGGGCAUGAUUUGAUUCUUACAGCUGAUUCUUCUGCUUCUGAUUUGAUUAGAGAUAUUGCUACCGAAUGUGGUGUUGAUUUUGAUGAGGAUUCCGAAGCUAAGGUUAUUGAUCAUACCAGUUAUGCUGUAUCAGCUACUGAUGGGGAUCAUACUUUGAUUGCUAGUGAUGAUUUCAUUAAAUCUGAUGUGAUUUUGGGAAGCAAGAAAAUUGAGGCACCUGUACUCUUUCAAGGAAUUGGCCAUUCAUUAAGCUCUGCCAAUAGCCUGGGUAUAAAAGUUCUCUCAGCUUCUCCUGCUGCAUAUUCUGCUAAUCCAAAUGCAAAGUUGUCAAAUCCUCCAUCACUCACAGGAGCUACAAUCUCUUUAGUGUCAGUUGUUCAGGCAAGAAACAAUGCUCGUGUAGUUAUAUCUGGCUCCUUAGAUCUGUUCAGCAAUCGAUUGUUCAAAUCGGCUGUGCAGAAAGCAGGAACCUCAAUUAAACACGAGAAAUCUGGCAACGAGCAGUUUGCUACUGAACUCAGCAAAUGGGUCUUCCAUGAAAGAGGUCAUCUUAAGGCGGUCUAUGUUAGGCAUCACAGAGUUGGGGAAACAGAUGAGCCUGCAAUUUACAGGAUAAAUGAUGAAGUGGAGUACUCCGUCGAGAUCUAUGAAUGGUCUGGGACAAGCUGGGUACCAUAUAUUGCAAAUGAUGUUCAACUCCAGUUUUACAUGAUGAGCCCCUAUGUAUUGAAGAAUUUAUCCACUGAUAAGAAGGGGUUAUACUCUACAAUCUUCAAGGUACCAGAUGUUUAUGGUGUUUUCCAAUUUAAGGUUGAGUACCAGAGACUUGGGUACACAAGCCUAUCUCUUUCAAAGCAGAUUCCAGUUCGACCUUACAGACACAAUGAAUACGAGAGAUUUAUACCCACAGCUUUUCCCUAUUAUGGAGCUUCAUUCUCAACCAUGGCUGGUUUCUUUGUUUUCACUAUUGUCUAUUUAUACCACAAAUAGAUUUUCGAAGUGGCAGCAUUAUAAUGGCAGACGCUUUCCAUCCAAGUAUGAGAGAAGUCAGAGUUACGAUUUUAGGACAGAAGAUACUUUAAAAACUUAGGAGAUAAUCAGAUUGAGACUUGGGAAGAUGUUCUGACUUCUGAGAACAUAAUUUUGUUCAAUCAAAUGUUUUUGUGCUCUUAUCUAGAUUAUUACAGAUGCCAGUGCUUUCCAAGCUUAGAUGCUCUUUUGGCUCUUCUUUGUGUAUCUGGUUUAGUCUUUCGGCUGUUGCUGUCUGCCUGCAUAUAAGCAUAUCCCAUCCAAUCUUAUUUGUUAGAA